GUGCUGGGCGGGGCAGGCCAGCGGACCGCCUCUCCGGCCUGCGCCUUUGCCCGGGGAUGCUUCGGGAGCGGGGCGGAUCGGCUUCUUCUCGGGCUCCUCCCGCUGCCCCGACGCCUCGGCGGCCACGUCUGAAAGCGAUUCAUUGUCUCUUGUUGGCAGCUCCGAGCCACGGCGGUGGCGAGAGGCGGCGACAAGGUGAAAGUGACAUGCAGAUCGGAAGCAUUUGUCAGUAUUUCUUAGUUGCAACAGUUGCUUCAAGUGAGGCACACAGAGCGCACCUCUGCCCAAUCGUCCUCGGACUGCUUGAAUUUGAGGACGCUAUUGAGCCAGUGCAGAGUCUCAACUUUUUUUCAUCACCCUUCCUUGGUCAGAAUGGCAAGGAUUCGGAUUCCUAGCACAAUUGUUAUAAUUUUUGUUACGGUUCAAACUGGAUUCUUACUCUUCAUGUAUGCCCGGUACAGUAGCUUCAUGCCUCAGUCUGAGGAGAAACCAUCACAAGUCCACAUACUUAUUCUGUCCUCUUGGCGGUCAGGAUCUUCUUUUGUCGGUCAACUUUUCAGCCAACACCCCAGUGUCUUCUACCUGAUGGAACCUGCAUGGCACGUGUGGGUUACAAUGUACCAGAACAGUGCCAAAGUCUUACACAUGGCAGUGCGGGACUUAGUCAGGUCGGUCUUUCUGUGUGACAUGUCUGUGUUUGAUGCUUACAUGCCUUGGAAAAGAAACUUAUCCGAUCUUUUCCAGUGGGCAGCCAGUCGGGCUCUUUGUUCAGCUCCUGCAUGUGACUCUUUUCAACGUACUGACAUAACCAGUGAAUUAGCAUGCAAGACUCUUUGUGGACGGUAUCCAUUCAGCAAGGUGGAGGAAGCCUGUAAAACUUACAGCCAUGUUGUCAUCAAGGAAGUUAGAUUCUUUGACUUGAAGGUCCUGUACCCCCUCCUCACUGACCCGUCCCUGAAUCUCAAAAUUAUUCACCUGGUCCGUGACCCCAGGGCAGUCGUUAAGUCACGGGAGCAAUCAGUCAAAGCAUUAGCCCGUGACAAUGGAAUUGUCUUGAGUACCAAUGGCACUAAAGUGGAAGAUAGUAAAUACAAAGUAAUGCAAGAGGUUUGUAGAAGUCAUGUUCAGAUUUAUGAAACAGCUACUCUAAAACCACCUAAUUUCCUGAAAGAUCGCUAUUUAAUGGUCCGUUUUGAAGAUCUUGUAAGAGAUCCGUUAUCAGAAAUCUCAGAAAUGUAUAAAUUUGCGGAUCUUAGUUUGACUCCCAGGCUCAAAAGCUGGAUCUAUAAUAUCACACAUGGACAGGGACCGGGGAAAAAAAAAGAGGCCUUCAAAAUAACAUCUCGAGAUGCAGUUAGUGUUUCACAGGCCUGGAGAAAUGUUCUUUCCUUUCAGAAAGUUAAGAAAAUACAGGAAGUUUGCAAAGGUGCUAUAAACAUUCUUGGUUAUCAGCUGGUGGAUUCAGAAAAAGAACAAAGAGAUCUGACAUUGGAUUUGGUGUUGCCAAGACGACAAAAUCAAUUCAGUUGGUCAUCAUUUAAUCCAAAGAACUGAGACAUUUUUGAGAGAUCUGGGGAGGUGGGGCAAGGUAGUUGUUUGAAUAUUUCUAUACCCUGCAGCAUAUAGUAAUUGGAAAAUCCUGGGCUGAUGACUUUAUCUUUUCGUCUACUCCUUUUCUGAUAAUGUAAGAAGGUUUUUUUUUGGUGAGUUUUUUACAUAUUAAAAAAAAGGCAGCAAGAUGCUUGUCAGCCUGUUACUAUGCUGCUCACAGCAUUGUUUUAAGAAUAUAAUUUAAGCACUUUCUGUUAAAAGAUGGAUUCUCAGAGAUGUCUUUGUUUAUUGGAAAUAGUUCUCUUUUUUAAAAUUCUUUAAGUAUUUAAGAAUCACAGUUCUUUAUUUGUAUAUAUGGAACAAAGUAUAUACUAAAUUCCUUCUUGACUUAUUUCUUUAAAGUUGUUUUGCAGUGGUAUAUGUUUUUUCCAGAUUUCUUUUGAUGUUUUAAAUUUUAAUAUGUAAGUUUUCCAAAAGGUGGGACAACUGCAGCAGCUGUCUUGUAAAAGCCUUAAAUGGGAACUUCAUUUAUUGAUAGAUUUCAUAGUGGUUUCCUUGGAAUGGCAAUGUUUACAAUCAGAUAGUUGAAUGUGGUGUUUGCUUGGAGUGCAAAAACUUGAAGAAACUGAAGAAGCUUUCAGUGGAGUCACAGUGGAAAUAGCGUUUUAAUGCUGUCCCUGUUGUGUUCUAAUACUGUGACACAGAAUAAGUGCACACUUGCUCCUGCCACACACUCCAUACCGUUAGCCUCUCCCUUUAGAACGACAAGUAAUUUAUGAAGGUUACUGAGAAAUUUA
Messenger RNA from Lonchura striata (white-rumped munia), 2348 nucleotides. The record is from RefSeq and is a predicted model, not a curated record. NCBI's taxonomy places the organism in Eukaryota, Metazoa, Chordata, Aves, Passeriformes, Estrildidae.